This is a messenger RNA of Parnassius apollo (apollo), 477 nucleotides long. The record is from the annotation of a GenBank genome assembly. NCBI's taxonomy places the organism in Eukaryota, Metazoa, Arthropoda, Insecta, Lepidoptera, Papilionidae.
AUGUCGGGUAAAAGUGAUAUUUGGAAUCAUUUCAUAAAAAAAGACUCAGGAGGCAAAUGCAAAUAUUGUCACCAGGAAGUAAAAACUAAGGGAAACACAACAAACUUGCGUAAUCACUUAUUAAGACGUCAUUCAACAAUUCAGACCGUAAGUCUCAAAAAGAAGAGUGAAAGUGGUGGUGGCAAUUGUGGUAGUGCACGAAAUGGUGAUGGACAAGUUUUUGAUGGCAUGGCUUUAGGCAUCGUGCCAGUUCCAGAUUCUCAAAACGUUGAUAAUUCGGAUACUGAAAGCGUGGCUUCUUCUUCUGUCUCUGUAUCAGUCUUAAAACAGCCAACAUUGGCAUCUUGCUUAACAAAUAUAAAAUCAUUUCGAGAUAAUGGUGUUAAAAGUGGUCAACUAGCCAAUGCAAUAGUCUUCAUGAUAGCAAAGGAUGGCUUGCCUCUAAAUACUGUGGAAAAACAGGAUUUCAAUAUUUGA